Molecule: messenger RNA, 2751 nt
Organism: Diospyros lotus (date-plum)
Lineage: Eukaryota; Viridiplantae; Streptophyta; Magnoliopsida; Ericales; Ebenaceae
Product: protein STRUBBELIG-RECEPTOR FAMILY 7
Exons: 17
Coding region: 413-2572 (719 amino acids)
Biological process (GO): protein phosphorylation
Molecular function (GO): ATP binding; protein kinase activity; receptor serine/threonine kinase binding
Source: RefSeq, a predicted model, not a curated record
UCAGUUCUCGCUUCAUCUUUCCUCUCUCUCUCUCUCUCUCUCCCUCUCUGUUGGCACACUACCUUUUUUAUUUAUAAUUUACUUACAAGAUAAUAUUUUUGGCAUUGAAUCCAUUGAUGGGUGAGUCUAGAAUUAUUAUCUGAUAAUUACAGCAACCAUUCACAUUCUGAUCCUGCGGAUUGAACGCACAGGUCCAUUCUUGCUCCGCCGCUAGUUACUCCGCACAGCAGAUCGUGCCUGCCAGCUUUACUCGGUAAUGGGUAGACAAAAGUGUAAACUCAGUUCACGAAAAGAGUAGAAUAUACAUUUUUAUGCUUAUAUUCAUAUAGAAUUUGGAAGCUGUACAAGGAGGAAGAAAGGAAGGGGCUUGAUUUCAUAGAGGAGCUACUUGUCUGGGAUUUUUGGGAGAGAGAUGUGGUGGAAGAUGAGGGACUUGACGGUGGCGGCCGUGGUGGCGCUGCUGGCCGCCGGCAUUCUGGUGGUCAAUGGCGACACAGAUCCGAAUGAUGCUGCUGCUCUCAGGGUCAUGUUUCAGAGUUUAAAUUCUCCGGGGCAGCUAAGCAAAUGGACCGCAAAUGGUGGCGAUCCAUGUGGGGAGUCUUGGAAAGGCAUUACCUGCUCGGGCUCAAGAGUCACUGAAAUAAAAAUUUCUGGUCUUCAACUUACUGGGUCAUUGGGAUAUCAGCUCACAAGUUUGACGGCUGUAACCAUCUUUGACAUAAGCAAUAACAAUCUCGGAAACCAGAUACCUUACCAGCUUCCUCCAAAUGUGCAACAGCUGAACCUUGCUGGAAAUGGCUUCAGUGGUGGCAUCCCGUAUUCCAUUUCUCAGAUGGCUUCCCUAAAAUACCUAAAUCUAGGUCACAAUCAACUUCAGGGACAACUGGGUGACAUGUUUGGACAACUUUCAUCCCUCUCCACAUUGGAUCUCUCUUUUAAUGCUCUGACUGGUGACCUCCCAGAAAGUUUAAGCUCCCUUUCAAGUAUGAACAAUAUGUAUCUGCAGAGCAACCAGUUUACAGGAACUAUUGAUGUCCUUGCUACUCUUCCCCUUGAAAAUUUGAACAUUGCAAGUAAUCACUUUAGUGGUUGGAUUCCUGACCAGUUGAAGAAUAUUAAUCUCCAGAAGGAUGGUAACUCAUUCAACUCGGGCCCUGCCCCUCCACCUCCACCUGGUACACCUCCAUCCAGCAAGGCUAACCGAAACCACAAAUCUGGUGGCAGUGGUAACCAAUCUGACAAGGGUGAUAGUGGUGGUGGCAGCAAAAAAUCAGGUAUAGGGGCUGGAGGUGUAGCUGGAAUAGUAAUAUCCAUUUUAGUUGUCGGGGCAGUGGUUACAUUCUUUAUUGUGAAGAAAAGGUCUAGAAGGUCAUCCACAGAUAUAGAGAAGCUUGAUGAUAAUCAACCUUUUGCUCCUCUUGCUUCUCACGAGGUUCAAGAAAUGAAGUCCACCCAACCUUCGUCCACAGUCAACACAAUCAUGCAUGAACCACCUGCAUCAAUAAACCUAAGACCUCCACCCCAGAAAUCAUUUGAUGAAGAUGAUUUCUCAAGGAAACCCAUUGUUACCAAGAAAGUUCCUAAAGCUCCGAUAAAUGCUAUAUCAUAUUCAAUAGCAGACCUGCAGAUGGCUACAGAUAGCUUUAGCAUUGAAACUCUAAUUGGGGAGGGCUCAAUUGGACGUGUUUUCCGGGCUCAGUUUGAUGACGGAAAGGUUCUUGCUGUGAAGAAAAUAAAUUCCUCAUCUCUUUCUAGCCACUUGUCUGAAGAUUUUAUGGAUAUUGUCUCCGACAUAUCCCAGUUGCGUCACCCUAAUGUAACAGAGCUGGUUGGUUAUUGUUCAGAGCAUGGACAGAACCUCCUGGUUUAUGAGUUCCAUAAAAAUGGCUCUCUGCAUGACCUCCUGCAUCUAUCAGAUGAAUAUAGUAAGCCGUUAACAUGGAACACCCGUGUCAAGAUUGCUUUGGGGACUGCACGUGCAUUAGAGUAUUUGCAUGAAGUUUGCUCACCAUCUGUUGUUCAUAAAAAUUUCAAAUCAGCCAACAUACUAUUAGAUACAGAACUGAAUCCUCAUCUUUCAGAUUGUGGGUUAGCAAGCUUUGUCUCGGAUGCAGAUCAGGCAUUGAACCAUAAUGCUGGGUCUGGAUAUAGUGCUCCCGAGGUUGCCAUGUCUGGUCAGUACACCAUUAAGAGUGACGUCUACAGCUUUGGAGUGGUCAUGUUGGAACUUCUUUCAGGACGAACGCCAUUUGACAGUUCAAGACCCAGAACUGAGCAGUCUUUGGUUCGAUGGGCAACACCUCAGCUCCAUGACAUUGACGCACUGUCUAAGAUGGUUGAUCCGGCACUGAAGGGGCUCUACCCAGUAAAAUCUCUUUCGCGCUUCGCCGAUGUCAUUGCUUUGUGCGUCCAGCCGGAGCCGGAGUUCCGACCACCGAUGUCGGAGGUGGUCCAAGCAUUGGUUAGGCUUGUACAGAGGGCGAACAUGAGCAAGAGAACAUUUGGGAACGAGCAAGGUGCAGCAUCUAAGCAGACCGACAACCCCGAGAUGACAGACGACCACCUGGCUUAAAUGGCUGGCCCCAUGGAUUUCUUCUCGGCUACGAUCAGAACCCAUUAUAUAAUGUUUCUGUUUUCCUGUCUUCUUACAUUCACCUCCUCCUCCCACUGAGAUAUAUACUUAUUUCUGUUGUUUGAUGUGAUACUGAGAUUUGAAGACUUCGAGAUCAGUAGAAAUUUGUUUAUAAUUAA